Molecule: messenger RNA, 1800 nt
Organism: Arachis stenosperma
Lineage: Eukaryota; Viridiplantae; Streptophyta; Magnoliopsida; Fabales; Fabaceae
Exons: 3
Coding region: 1-1800 (599 amino acids)
Molecular function (GO): RNA-DNA hybrid ribonuclease activity; nucleic acid binding
Source: RefSeq, a predicted model, not a curated record
AUGGUGGAAAAAACACUGCAUGCGACGAACCACAUUAAAGACUUAAAGGAGAUAUUUCAACAACUUCGAACAUACAACAUGAAACUCAAUCCCAAAAAAUGCGCUUUUGGAGUACAAGGAGGGAAAUUCCUCAGCUUCAUACUCACCUGCCGAGGUAUUGAAGCCAACCCUGAAAAAUACCAAGCGAUACUGAACAUGAGAAGCCCAAGGACGGUCAAAGAGGUUCAACAAUUUACUAGUCGGCUAGCAGCAUUGUCUCAAUUUUUGCUUUGUAUAGCUCACCGAUCGCAUCACUUCUUCAAGGCGCUAAGGAAACAGGAAAAAUUUGAAUGGUCUGAGGAAUGCGAAAAAGCCUUCACCGAACUCAAAACCAUUCUUUCAAAACCACCUAUACUUCACAAACUGGAAUUGGGUAAAUUGCUAUACCUCUAUUUAUCUGUUACUAAUCAUGCUAUCAGUUCUGUCUUGGUAACAGAAACAGGAAAGCAACACCAUCCAGUAUACUUCAUCAGCAAGUCUCUCCAACAAGCUGAAGUCAGAUACCCGAGGAUAGAAAAACUCGCAUUGGCCUUAAUAAUAAUGGCCAGACAGCUGACGCUAGACAAAUCCAGUCCAACCAUAUCUAAUUGGACGCUAUACGUCGAUGAGGCUUCGAACAACAAGGGUUCUGGAGCUGGAAUUCUGCUUGAAGACGAACAAGGGACAGCUCUAGAGCAAUCCCUACAAUUUACCUUCCAUGCAAGCAAUAACCAGGCAGAAUACGAGGCACUAAUAGCAAGACUAAAGCUAGCCCACACAAUGGGCAUAACACAACUAAGCAUCAAAUGCGAUUCCCUACUCGUGGUGCAACAGAUAACAGGUAAUUUUCAGGUAAAAGAUCCACUGUUAGAAAAAUAUAAUGCUAUUGUCAAUAACCUUAUUGGUGGUUUCCAAAAUUUCAAUAUUUCCCAUAUACCUCGAGAACAAAACGAUAAAGCUGAUAUUCUUUCGAAAUUGGCAACAACUAGGAGUCAAACUAAAACUCCGACCUUAUCUCAACUAACACUUGAUGAACCUAGUGUUAUGCUAACAGCAAUUUCGAGUAUUUCACAGGAAGAAGAGUGGCGAAAACCUUUCGUACACUAUCUACAAACAGGACAAAUACCUGACGACGUUCAAAAUAAGAGAAAGUUCAAAAGAAGAGUGAGUUUCUACACACUACUUGGCUACGAAUUAUACAAGCGAGGUUUCACUAGACCUCUUCUAAAAUGCCUAGAUACUACGGAUGCCAAGUUAGCCAUGGAUGAGGUACACGAAGGCGUUUGUGGAACGCGUAUAGGAGGACAAAGUUUAGCUUCCAAGAUCCUUCGAGCAAGCUACUACUGGCCAACUUUGCAACAAGAUUGCAUACAUAAAGUUCAACAUUUUGACCACUACCAAUGUCAUGCACCAGUCAUCCAUAACCCAGCCGAGCAGUUGCAUUCAUCAGAGGGGCUCAGGAAGAAGCUUGAAGAUUCCAAAGGAGAAUGGGCUGAGCUCAUCCCAGAAGUACUAUGGAGCUAUAAUACAAUAGAGCAAUCCUCAAAGAAGGAAAUCCCUUUCAGGUUGGUGUAUGGAUGUGUUGCCAUGCUACCUGUCAAAAUCUCCUUACAAUCUCCCAGAACUGCAAGCGUCAAUGAAGACGACAACAUUGAAAACAGAAGAACCGAGCUUGACCUCGUCGAAGAAAAUCGAAACAAGUCAGCACUUCAACAACUCACAGCAAAACGAGCUAUAGCUUGGAAGUACAACAAGAAACUCAAGUCAAGAACAUUCUUAUAG